Messenger RNA from Theobroma umbraticum, 652 nucleotides. Its product is annotated as putative RING-H2 finger protein ATL53. NCBI's taxonomy places the organism in Eukaryota, Viridiplantae, Streptophyta, Magnoliopsida, Malvales, Malvaceae. Gene Ontology annotation, molecular function: zinc ion binding. The record is from RefSeq and is a predicted model, not a curated record.
UGUUAUAUCCAGUUUUGCAGCAAUUCCUCUCCAUUCCCCCGAAAAACAAUAACAAGCUCUUCAGCCACCCCUUAACUUCCUCCCCCAACUCACCCACCAUGCUGAAUUACAUUCUUUGGUUUGUAAGCCAUUUGAAAUUGGCCUGGAACUUGCUGCUUAACUAUUCCUUGUUCCCCAACUACAACCAGGAGCAACAGCUGCAGCUCUUUCCAGGCGUUGCUGAGAAACUUGGCCUAGUCACAUACAAGUGCAAGCAGCAGCAAGGCUGCUUUGACGACGACCACGAAGAAGAAGAAGAAGCCUGUGCUGUGUGCCUAUGCAAGAUUGAAGAAGAUGAUGAGAUGAGAGAGCUGAGAUGUAAUCAUCUCUUUCACAAGGUUUGCUUGGAUAGAUGGCUCGGUUACAGCCAUUCCACGACUUGUCCCAUUUGCAGAACUUUCUUGACUCCUACUAAAGUAAUAGCCGGUGUUGAAGUGCUAACAUUCAACUACCGCACUUUCAGCCCCAACCACCGUGAUAACUGGUGGCUGCGCUAGUUGAUAACCUCAAUAAAUUUUCCCCGGCGGAGGGAAAUUUAGAAAUGUAAAAUAACUGUCGCUUUUUAUACUAUUUACGUUAUCUUAAAUAAAAUAUCCAAGUUAAUUUUCGGAAA